GAUCUCUAGCGAAGACCACGAGCUAUUCUUCUGUGGUAAUUCAUUAAGAGGAACGCGAUCAAUACGUUUAGUUCCAUCCUCAACACAUCAUGUAGGUCACGAUGGAUUUCCAAUUCUUUAGCAGCAACUCGAAGGGCGUCUCCGAGCUCGAGCGGAUGUCUCAGCUCAGUCGCAAAGGCAGUAGCCGCUCUCUGGGUUCGACAAAUCUGAAUCGCUCUCUCUCUAUCCGUUCUAAUAAGGGAGGCCCGGUAGGCUCGCCAACGCCAGCUCGCCGCAAGGGAUUCUCCUUCGCAUCGUUGCGCGGGUCGAUCCAGCCAGAGCUGUCGCGGCGCUUGUACCAGCUGAUCAAGUCGACCAACAACCUGGUGUCGGCGCAUGAAACCGCGGGCCGGGAGCGCGAGACGAUCGCAAAGCAGUUAUCUGAGUGGGGCGAGCAGACGGGAGACGACGCCGUGUCAGAUAUCAGCGACAAAGUUGGUGUCGUGCUAUCCGAACUUGGCGCUCAGGAGGAGACAUAUGCUCACGGCCUCGACGAGGCCCGUGGUAUCCUCAAAUACAUCCGUAACACGGAGAAGAGUGUCCAACCCAGCCGCGAUUCUAAGGCCAAGAUCGCCGACGAGAUCCAGAGACUCAAACUUAAAGAGCCCCAAAGCUCCCGCCUCGUAAUCCUCGAACAAGAGCUGGUUAGAGCCGAGGCUGAGAAUCUGGUCGCAGAGGCCCAACUGACGAAUAUCACUCGUAGCAAGCUGAAGGAAGCCUAUGACGCCGAAUUCGCCGCCGUGAUCGAGCGCGCAGAGAAACAAAUCAUCCUUGCAAAACACGGCCGACGCCUGCUCGAUCUGCUAGAUGAUUCGCCCGUCACGCCUGGCGACGCGAGACAUGCCUACCAGAAUGGCGGCGCUGCCCGACAGGUUCUAAACGAUGCCGAAGACGACCUCAAGAGCUGGGAGAGGAACACCGACAGCUAUGACACGGUUGCGGGAGGCUACGACAUGACGAACGCCGGCCUUACUGUUGACGAUGGUAGUACUGCUACUAGUAUUGGCGGGAGGGAAGAGAGUCAGGCGCCUAUCAUGACUGAUGCCAGCCGCACGUCCGUUGAUGGUGAACAUCUCCAACUAACGAGAGAGGCAGGCGAGGCGCCGUAUGUGAGCCCAACACCGACUUCAACGGAUGAUGAGAAUAUUGAGAGGAGGCUCUAAGUAGUGGUAAGACCAGUAUGUUACUUGCUUGAGCCAACACGAUAAAUUGUCACAACGGGAGGUUUUCUGGAACGGGGGAAGUUCUGUUUAGUUUUAGUAUGACCAUGUGUAUCGUCGUCUCUGCUUUAACGGGUGCAGCAGGUUUAGGUAUUAGGAAAUGGUAAGACUUGGGAUAAUGAGAGGCUUCGAGUUGUUAUGUUAUGUUAUAGCUGUUGGUUUAAUAAAUUGCAAUUUUCCUUAAUGGAAAAUCUCACAUGUCAAGA
Messenger RNA from Daldinia decipiens, 1465 nucleotides. RefSeq names its product putative sphingolipid long chain base-responsive protein. The transcript has 4 exons. Gene Ontology annotation, biological process: eisosome assembly; negative regulation of protein kinase activity; endocytosis. Gene Ontology annotation, molecular function: lipid binding. Gene Ontology annotation, cellular component: eisosome filament; plasma membrane. The record is from RefSeq and is a predicted model, not a curated record. Bases 102 to 1202 code for a protein of 366 amino acids. Lineage: Eukaryota; Fungi; Ascomycota; Sordariomycetes; Xylariales; Hypoxylaceae.